Molecule: messenger RNA, 889 nt
Organism: Panthera uncia (snow leopard)
Lineage: Eukaryota; Metazoa; Chordata; Mammalia; Carnivora; Felidae
Product: 39S ribosomal protein L35, mitochondrial-like
Exons: 1
Coding region: 136-702 (188 amino acids)
Biological process (GO): translation
Cellular component (GO): mitochondrion; ribosome
Molecular function (GO): structural constituent of ribosome
Source: RefSeq, a predicted model, not a curated record
AAAGAAUAUAAACAAAGGUAAUUACAUAGGUAAAUAUGCAAGCUGUGAUAUUUUGUUUGUGCCCCGUUUUUAUUCUAUCUGAUUUACAAGACAAGUGCAUAAAGCAAUACUUUAAAGGUGUCCGGGGAUGGCAAGAUGGCGGCCUCUGCCUUUGCCCGUGCCCUCAGAGCUGCAGCAGGAGUCUUACGGCCCCUGAAUAUUUUGGUGUCUUCAGCCUGUCAAAACGGUGUCAAGAAUGCCUGUCUUAGUUCUGCACUGUCCACCCGGCAUUUUAGUUCUCUGCAGGCACCAGUUGUUUCCUCUGCUCCCAGACUUGCCACGUCUGUCAGAAACCUGACAUGUGGACAUACUGCAGCAAUCCUCAAUAGAGCGGCCCCCUUGCUUCCAAAUGUCCUGAAGCUACCAGUCAGAACCGUAACAUACUUCAGUUCACGGAAAGGGAAGAGAAAGACUGUGAAAGCUGUCAUCUACAGGUUUCUUCGACUUCAUUCUGGCCUGUGGCUAAGGAGGAAGGCUGGUUAUAAGAAAAAAUUAUGGAAAAAGACAACUGCAAGAAAAAGGUGCUUGAGGGAAUUCGUGUUCUGCAAUAAAACCCAGAGUAAGCUCUUAGAUAAAAUGACAACAUCUUUUUGGAAGAGGCGAAACUGGUAUGCUGACGAUCCUUAUCAGAAGUAUCAUGAUCGGACAAACCUGAAAGUCUAGAUUAGAAGUUUUAUGACUUCCCAGUUACUGAAUAUGUAUCUUUGUGUAUAUGAUGUCUUUGCAAAAAUGAAUAAGUGUAAAUGAAUAAGUACAAAAAUGAAUGAAUGAAUUUGAUGUAAAUUGUGCCAAUUGGUAUGGAAACAUACAGUUCCAACAUUAAACUUAUUAAAGUUUUAAAACUUAAAAA